AUGAGGUUAGGUACGAGUUGUCACUGGAUGUCACCAAAUUUGUCACCCUCUUUGGUUUUCACUAUUGCGUUGACUGAACACAUUGAAAAUUGGUGGACGCCGUCUUUCCUCCUGAGGCCUUAAGGCCAUGAUGAAUAUUGGUGUAUAGCUGAAAUGUGAUGAGCAAUAUAAUAGGAUGGACAAUUUAAUAGACGCCCACUGGUUUCCUUUAGCUUCGCAAGGAAAUAUUUAUUCCAUGACCAAAUUAUGCUCAGUAAUUGGUUCGAACAAAGUUCUGGUUGCAUCGUUAAAGCGAAAAAUUUACUCGUGCGAGUACAAUAGAACACCAAAACGUCGUCACUUGAGGCCUUUAGUCAAGGAGCUCCUCUUUACUUACAUUCCUAGUGGAGCUGAAAUAAUCUCAAUCGACGCUUACAACAAAUUAUCCAUAGGAGAUGAGUUUGUAAUUGGAAUUACCAUUAUCAAAACAAGCAAUGAGUCGACCCUUGAGCGAUACCUAAAUAUUUACACAGAGGGUGGGGGAGAUGGGGAAAGCGAUGAGAAUAGUAGCAUAGAAACGGUGGCGCAAAAUUGUCUCAUGGUAGAGCUGGCAUAUACCCCUUGUCAUUUGUACCAUACAACCUUGCUUGGCGGUGCAGAUGACUCUAUGCAAGAGACAGUCUGGUUAUUGUCAGGAAACGAUAACAAAAUCCAUAUGAUAAAAGAAAACAAGGAAAGCCACGAUUAUGCAGAAUCGCCUUUAGACAAAUAUUUUCCCGAAUUGGAUAAACUGGAAGGAAUAGCAACUUGGAUAGAUAUAUAUUACUACCUAAACCAGACAAGAAGACUGACAGCUGUUGGGUGUGAAUGUGGUCUAGUUAAAGUCAGUUUGGUUAAUGUGAUGGAAAUGCAAAUCAUUCGAAACUGGACAUUGAGAUAUGAUAAACCAGUAUCGAGCGUCCGCAUAUUUUCUAAUGAGAACAAGCUGGAUCAACCAGUAUUUAUCUGUGACAAAGAGAGCUGUUCCCAAGAAGCAAUUCUGGAGCCAAGUCUAAAUGUUCUUAUCGUUAAUGCAGUUUGUGCCUCUGUAGUGUUCACGGAUGUAUUGCAAAAUGACAUGGGCAGCGAUGUCAGACUUCCAGGUAGUGAGACCUCGGACUGUGUACUUUGCUCUUGCAUUGCUGACAUUAACAUGGAUGGCAAAAACGAGAUUCUGCUUGGGACUUAUAAUCAAGAGGUAUUGGUUUACACACACGUCAACGACACUUGGGAACUCACAGAACGAAGAUUAUUCGAUGCUCCAGUACAUUCGAUGGCUUACCUAGAUCUUACAGGAGAUGGAAUGAAGGAACUUAUCGUUUUGACACUUAGAGGAGUUCACGUUCUACAGCACGAUCCGGUACAAGUUAAGAAAAAGUUUGCGGAACGUUUCAGAAAAUAUCUCAUUGUUAAGGAUUCGGGAUAAAGUUUCAUGCCAUCAAAUCGGUACUUUUCUCAUUUACAAUAACGUAAUGUACAAAAUAAACAAAGCUCAAUGAUUUAAAAA
This is a messenger RNA of Athalia rosae (coleseed sawfly), 1525 nucleotides long. Its product is annotated as KICSTOR complex protein kaptin-like. Gene Ontology annotation, molecular function: actin filament binding. Gene Ontology annotation, biological process: actin filament organization; negative regulation of TORC1 signaling; cellular response to amino acid starvation. The transcript has 7 exons. Bases 176 to 1444 code for a protein of 422 amino acids. NCBI's taxonomy places the organism in Eukaryota, Metazoa, Arthropoda, Insecta, Hymenoptera, Athaliidae. The record is from RefSeq and is a predicted model, not a curated record. Gene Ontology annotation, cellular component: lamellipodium; KICSTOR complex; actin cytoskeleton.